Molecule: messenger RNA, 1424 nt
Organism: Daucus carota subsp. sativus
Lineage: Eukaryota; Viridiplantae; Streptophyta; Magnoliopsida; Apiales; Apiaceae
Product: arabinogalactan O-methyltransferase 2
Exons: 1
Coding region: 251-1225 (324 amino acids)
Biological process (GO): plant-type secondary cell wall biogenesis; xylan biosynthetic process
Cellular component (GO): Golgi apparatus
Source: RefSeq, a predicted model, not a curated record
ACAUAUUUCACCAUAUACUAUCAUUUCAUCACCAAACUCUGCUUUUUCUUUCUUUUACAUAGCCGGUUGCAGGGUUACACAUGGCCACUAGCUUAAUUUUUCAAGGAAGCAAAAUUACAGCCAAUUGGUGACCGGUUGACAGCUUAAUGAAAAGAGAUUCUUCCAAAAAAAGUAUGCUCUACCUUCUUGUGCACUCAAAAGAAUUCUCGCCCAAACUCAAAUAACAGAAACUUUCCCACCAUCCUAUAAUAUGAAGUGGUUCUUACUGCUGAAUGAAGCAGGCAAUAUGCCUCCACAAAACUACUCUCCCAAUCCUCAAUUAUCGCUUCUUCUCACCUCUCCGCCACAACUCAAAACAAAAACAGGUUGGAAAUAUAGUCAACCAAUGGGCGUUACUAGCAAGAAAUUGAUCAAAACCUUAGUUUUUGUAUUGAUAACCAUUUCACUUCUCAGACUUCUAUGGAUCACUAUUCGUACUACAUUUAUUUCUACACAGAUUGCUUUCAUGCCUCCUGCUCUUGUGAAUGCAUGUUCCUCUCCUCAUGUUUGUAAUAAGACUACACAACACAGACAAAGCCCAUCAACUCAACCUCCCUCAUUUUCCAAUGUCAGUGGCCUCACGGACAAAGAAUUCCACUUCCUUUCUCAUCUCAUUUCUCACAAGGCUCCCUGCAACAUUCUGAUCUUUGGGCUUGAACACCAGUACCUUGCAGUAGCCUCGUUACUCAAUGCAGGAGGCACCACUAUUUUCCUUGAAGAUAACCCCAGCAAGCUAAGGGAUGCAAAUACAUAUGCCAAAAAUAUUACAGUCAAAGAGGUAAGGUAUCAGACAUAUGCCAAAGAUGCUUACAAAUUGCUUAAGCACGCAAGAACAAACCCACGCUGUGCUCUAAACUCAGGGUUACAUGACAUGCCAAGGUGCAAGCUAACAUUAGAAGAGCUUCCAAAGGAAGUAUAUAAGCUGAAUUGGGAUGUUGUCAUAGUCGAUGGACCAAGUGGGGAGGGACCAGAAUCACCAGGAAGAAUGGCUACCAUCUAUACUGCAAGUGUACUAGCAAGAAGAGGAAAUAUGACCAACGUAAUAGUACAUGAUGUGGAUCGUAUGAUCGAAAAGUGGUUUUCUUGGGAGUUCUUCUGUGAAGAGAAUUUGGUUUCUUCUAAAGGUAGAUUUUGGAAUUUUCAUAUCGCCAAAGAGGUCAAUUCUACAAGGUUCUGCAAUGCAUAGGAUUGCUAGAAAGAUGAAUACCCUACAGCUUUGAAUAACCUAGAAAUGCUACUAUACAGAGGAUCGCAGGCUUUUUGCUGCUUCUAGAUAUAAGCUUGAGGGUAUAUGGUUUUGAUAUAAUAUAUAGCAGAAAAAAGUUGAGAACUGUAGUGUAGAACUGCUGUAUAUAGCGAGUACAAGCAAAAAAGUUUUGGACUAA